Molecule: messenger RNA, 5376 nt
Organism: Wyeomyia smithii (pitcher-plant mosquito)
Lineage: Eukaryota; Metazoa; Arthropoda; Insecta; Diptera; Culicidae
Exons: 1
Coding region: 1-5376 (1791 amino acids)
Biological process (GO): DNA integration
Molecular function (GO): nucleic acid binding
Source: RefSeq, a predicted model, not a curated record
AUGGAUCGACUUAUCCGCGAACGUAAAUCAUUAGAACCCCGCCUGAAGCGCAUUUCGGAAAUAGUGGAAAAAAUCCGACCAGAAGCGGUCGACGAAAUUGACUUGCAAACUGAGUUAGAUGCUCUGAGUGAAGUGUGGAUGGCCUUUUGCGGCGUACAUAAGAAAAUUUUGGACCUGUGCGAAGAGGAUAGUGCUUACGACGAAGCCAUGAGCCGUCAAGGAAAGUUUGAAAGUUGCUACCUCGGUCUGAAAACCCGAUUAUUAAAGUUGUUGAAAAUAGUUAAAAAUCGCGACCAGGCUACUCCCCCUGUGCCCUCGCAGCAAGAUGUCAUCAAGCAAUUAGCAGAUCAGCAAGCCGAAUUUCUUCGCAUCAUGUCCGCUAACAUGGUUUCGCCUGCAAUACAUGCGGCCGUCAUGCCUCCCGAUGCAUCUCGACUCCCGGACCUGAAGUUGCCCCAGGUGAAUAUCCCUAAAUUUAGUGGAGACUAUCUCGAGUGGCAGUCGUUUAAGGAUCUAUUUGAUAGCUUGGUCGAGCAAAAUCCAACGCUAAAAGAUAGCCAAAAACUUUACUUCUUGAAAACCAACCUCGCGGGAGAAGCGGCUUCUUUAAUUUCACAUCUCAAAAUCGAAGACGCGAAUUAUAAACCUGCUCUAGAAAAAUUGGCAUCCCGGUAUGAUAAACCCCGUGAAAUAGCGAACAAGCAUAUACAACGAUUUCUAUCGCAACCACCGCUUUCGUUUGCCUCUGCUAGUGGCUUGCGAGCACUGCAUGACGUGUCAGAUGAAGUUCUCCGAGCGCUCAAAGCCAUGGCUAGAGAGGACCGUGAUACAUGGUUGCUUUUUAUAUUGAGCGAAAAGGUGGAUCCAGAUACCAAGCAGCUAUGGUGUCAAAAGAUUUCCGAAAUGAAGGAAGAAGAGAUUACCCUAACGCGUUUUCUAAAAUUUGUUGAAGCAAGAAGUUUCGCUUUGCAAUCGUCGCAUCCUAUUAAACCUAAAGCAUUCGUACCUGUAAAACAACCCGCAAAAUUUCCCACUAGAGGAGCAACUACAUUCGUCACCACAAACCCCACAUUUUGUGAUGUCUGCUCAGCACAGUAUCAUCACCUAUUUCAGUGCGGCAAAUUCAUCCACAUGAGCUAUCACGAACGACUAGCUCAAGUAAACCGAUUAAAAUUGUGCCGAAACUGUCUCAAAACACAUCCCGGUAGCAGCUGCAAAGGUGGUACGUGUAGAAAAUGUAACUUUCCACAUCACACUUUGCUGCAUCCACCAACAACACAAAACAUGGCAGGAUCUCCAAGUAAUCAGCAACAAUCCGCUCAAUCGUUUAUUUCUGCACUAGAUUCUGCUGGCGGCCGUGGGUCAGCUAAUGUCCUCCUCGCUACCGUUGCUAUUAACGUCCUAGAUAAAAAAGGGCAUCCUCAUGCCUGUCGCGCAAUUUUGGAUAGCGCAUCGCAAGUUAACUUUAUAAGCGAUAGCCUCCGUAAGCAGCUUGGUCUCGACACCUCGCAUGCUAAUGUGGAUCUGGAAGGCAUCUCGUCAGCUACCGCUCACGCAGAUCGAUUUGCAGACAUCGUUAUCACAUCUCGCUGCACGAACUAUCAAACCUCCGUGCCCUGCCUUGUGUUGGAGAGAAUAACGAAAUUUCUCCCCUGCAAACCAGCAAUUAUUAAGGAUUGGCCUAUUCCCCACUCCAUACCCCUGGCGGAUCCACUCUUCCACCGCCCGGGUAAAGUAGAUGUACUUCUCGGCACUGAAAUAUUCUUCCAGUUGCUCGAGCCCGGCCAAAUUAUUCUCAGUCCAGACAACAGUUUACCCACACUACAGAACACCAAGCUCGGCUGGGUGAUAGCCGGCCGUUAUCACGAGCCUAAGCCAUCUGUUGACUCUCACUCUCCAACCUGUUUGCUAAUCUCCGCCGAAGAUGAUCUUUCUCAGCAACUGCAAAGGUUCUGGGAGAUAGAGGAGUACACUUCAAACGAUCACCACCUCACUGAUGAGGAACAACGUUGUGAGAAACAUUUUGCAGAGAAUACUAUUCGCGAUGAGUGCGGUAAAUUUGUAGUACGGCUCCCGUUUCUGUCAGACCCGAAUGAAUUAGGAGAAUCAAGGCAAAUUGCAGAGAGAAGAUUUUACCACAUCGAAAGAAAGUUAGACCGAAAUCCAUCUCUGAAAGCUGAGUACCAUGAAUUCAUUCGUGAUUACAUUGAUCUCGGCCACAUGUCAUUAGUGGAAGAAAGCAACUCACCCGAAAAAAGUGUAUAUCUCCCCCACCACUGUGUGAUUAAAACCACCAGUUCAACCACAAAAUGCCGAGUGGUUUUUGAUGCUUCGGCUAAAACUUCGAAUGGACUCUCUUUGAAUGACACUCUUAUGUGUGGCCCAGUAAUCCAGGACUCAUUAAUAAACAUUUUGCUACGCUUUCGUUUUCCACCUGUCGUACUUGCUGGUGAUGCGAAACAGAUGUACCGUAUGGUUUGGCUGCAUGAAAAUGAUCGCGACUUUCUCAAAAUUCUGUGGAGGUGGUCAAAGGAAGAACCAGUAAAAGAGUACCGCUUAAACACAGUAACGUUUGGCACUAAAAGUGCUUCUUAUCUGGCCACAAAAUGCGUUCAGCAGCUCUUGGAUUCGUUUAAAUUAAAAUAUCCAGAGGCAGUAGAGAAAGCCGAGAAAGGAAUCUACGUCGACGAUAUUUUAACCGGUGCUUCGUCCGAAAAGGAAGCAAUAAUGCUACGGGAACAGCUUACAGAAAUGUUUGCUGCUGGAGGAUUCCACCUGCGAAAAUGGGUAUCAAAUAGUGCUGCUGUUCUAGAGACGGUUCCAGAAGCAGAUUUGGAGAUAAAAAUUUCAAUCGACGAAGGUGGAAAUAAUUCCAUCAAAGCCCUCGGAAUGCAAUGGCAGCCGUGCAGUGAUGAGUUCCACUUCUCUUACAAUCCGAAAGAGAUCCUUCAACACACAAAACGCGCAAUCCUUUCACAAAUUGCCAGCCUAUUCGAUCCAUUAGGCCUUCUUGCUCCAAUAAUCGUGAAGGCAAAGUUAGUGAUGCAGCGAAUGUGGGAGUUGAAGGUGGCAUGGGAUGCUACUCCCCCCGGUGAGUUAGUUCAUGAUUGGUUGAUGUUGGUGCAAAGUUUCUCCCGUCUCAAUUUAUUUCAGAUACCACGACGCGUGAUUCAUUUACAGAACUGGUCUCGACUCUAUCUGCACGGCUACUGCGACGCUUCUGAUGUGGCAAUGGGAGCUUGUAUUUACGUUCGUGCCCUGGACAACGACGGUAAUAUGUCGUCACACUUAUUAUGUGCAAAAUCCAAACUUGCACCCAUUGGCAACAACCGUAUGACUACACCACGUCUAGAGUUGCGUGCAGCGGUCAGUCUAGCUCGCUUGAUGUCAAACGUGAGAGCGGCUCUCCCUACGACAACAUUUUAUGAAAUCCGCGCUUUUUCUGAUUCGCAAGUCGUUUUAGCUUGGUUGGCGGGUGGCGCUGCCAGAUGGAAAACCUUUGUUGCGAAUAGAGUCGCGGAGAUUACUGCUCAUCUUCCUGCAAUUAAUUGGCAUCAUGUGGGAACCGCUGAAAAUCCUGCUGAUCUAAUUUCACGAGGAGUAUUUCCUGAGAAACUACAACACAACACUUUAUGGUGGCAUGGUCCGGACUGGAACCUAGCAAGUACAUCGCUUGCUUCCCCCUCUCUGGAUACUAAUGAAAGACGUCAAAUUGCUCGAGAACAACGUACCAACUGCAGCAGCGUAGCAUUAGCAUGUUUCACAACGUAUGAAAAUCAGUUUAUGGACGACAUGAUGGCUCGUUACUACCCUAAUUUUCAACUACUUUUACGUAUCACUGCGAGAAUGCUACGAUUUCGGCGUCGUGAGUUCCGCGAUUCGCCCCGUCUCUGUCCUGAAGAGAUAGACUUCGCUUUAACAAUAUAUCUGCAACAUACACAGAAGAGCUAUUUCCCAGAAGAACUUGGCCAGUUACAAUCAGGCCACGGAGUAAAUCGUGGCAGUCCUUUACACCAGCUCAACCCGUUCCUGGAUGAAAACGGCCUUGUCAGGGUGGGCGGACGGCUGCAGCAAUCGGAACUAAGCUUCGAUAUCAUGCAUCCUAUUUUGCUCCCGCGAAACUCAAUGCUAACCGCUUACAUACUUUUACACUCUCACCAAGAAAAUUUGCACUGUGGUCCGCAGCAACUGUUAGCGUCCGUUCGAAGACGGUUUUGGAUACUUCGUGGUAUUAGCGCUGCACGCAAGGUGUGUCGAAAUUGUGUGGUUUGCAAUCGCACUCGGCCAGCUCGUAUCAUGCAGCAAAUGGGACAACUACCAGCGGAUCGUCUUCAACCCCUUCCACCCUUCUCAAUUACUGGCGUGGAUUAUGCUGGUCCCGUGAAUAUUCUCAGCCGAAGAACUCGUGGAGCUGUACCAUCCAAGGGUUACAUCGCUUUGUUUAUUUGCUUCGGAACGCGAGCGGUGCAUCUCGAAGCCGUCUCCGACCUGAGUGUGUCAGCUUUCCUAGCUGCCUUCACAAGGUUCACCAGUCGGUAUGGAGUACCGAAUAAAAUGUACUCCGACAAUGCAACCAAUUUUCGAGGAGCAGCAAAGCUACUUCGACAACUUUACGAACAGAUAGCUGUAAACGAGGGCAGCGGCGAGCUUCAAGAUUUCCUGACAAACAAAGGAGUCCAGUGGUUGUUCAUACCUGCUCGCUCGCCACAUCACGGUGGGCUGUGGGAGGCAGGUGUUAAAGUAGCAAAAACCUUUCUCAACAAAAUAGGUAACUAUAAUUACACGUUUGAAGAGUUAAGCACUUUUCUCGCUCAGGUAGCAGCCUGUAUGAAUUCACGGCCGAUCUCGGCAAUUUCGGACGACCCCACCGACCCACAACCCUUAACGCCCGCGCAUUUCCUGAUUGGUCGAGCCUUAGAUGCGUUGCCAGAAAUCAACCACUCAGAACAACAAAUUGGAUCGCUAUCACGGUGGAACUAUGUGCAGCGUGUCGCUCAAGACUUUCGUGCUCGGUGGCAGUCUGAAUACAUCCUAUCGCUUCAAAAAUUAGCAAAGUGGCAGAAAUCAUCCCCCAAUCUUGCCGAAGGUGACUUUGUGCUACUCGUCGGUGAAAACGAGAAACCCCAACAGUGGCCUAUGGGACGCGUGUUGCAGCUGCAUCCUGGAACUGAUGGACUUGUGCGAGUAGUUUCGGUUAAAACAUCCACUGGAGUAUUUCGUCGCGACGUCAGAAAGCUUCGUCAUUUCCCGCUAGACGUAGACGAAUUCGUAGCGGGUCGUAAUGGAGCAGAAAUUACUAACCGUAAUUUGGUGGGCGGAUUAUGUUGGCGCCGCAACGUCGAGCCACCCUACAAUCUUCGAUCGAGAGUGGUAUAA